GGUGAUGAGUGUGGCACUCGCAUUUCGGUGUUGCGACGCGAGGUGGGAUUAGGGUUUCAGACCAUUUUUCGUGGUGUUUUGUGUUCGUGAGGCCAUGGCUAUGAGCAGAGUAGCUUCGAUUCGGCCUCACAGGCUGUUGCCGCUAGUGCGGCUUCACGCUUGCAUGUCCACUGAGGCCACGUCGUUAGCCGAGAAGGUUCUUCUAGCUGCGAAGGUGCAAGCUGGGGAUGUAUUGGUCCAAAAUGAAGCUGAUACAGAACUAGGGAAGGCUGUGAUUAAGGCUGCCAAAGAAAGAGGAAUUUCCACCAUCAACAUCUUGCCCUCCAAGCCCGGUGUUAACGAGUCCAUUGAGCUCUUGAAGAGUAUCGGGGGUGAUGUCGUUGUCACUGAAACCUACACUAACACAUGGUACAUGAAAAGGUUGAUAAGCGACCUUCCAAAGCCUACCGUGGGUUUGAAUUGCGGGGAGGGGUUACAAGCCACAGCUGUUGCCAAGUUGCUGAAGGAGGGAGGAACGCUUUUGAAUUGUGGAAAGAGUUUGCCACAAGACGUGACGUAUCCUGGUGCUGAUAGACGGCCACUCAAAUGGGAUGACCUUCUGAAAGCAAGGAAGUUAAAUGUUAAGUCUGUUUGAGGCCCAAUUUGAUUCUUUCUCUUGGAACCGAAUUUGAUUUACAAGGGCAACUUAAGGUUCAUUCGAAAUGAGUCAACUGGUCAUGUCCGUUUCAAUCUUUCGUGUCGCAUAAAUAGAAUUGGUACUCUUCUCAGUUACAGUACCUGAAAUCCUGACUGCAGUGUCAAAGCACCACCUAAUGAAAUAAGGGCUUGAAGUCAGCUGUGUCAUUGGCAUCCUUAUUCUGGAAUGGGUUUAUAAUGCAAUACUAAGUUUCGGUUCCAGUAACAACUGGCUGAUUGCUUCA
Molecule: messenger RNA, 920 nt
Organism: Physcomitrium patens
Lineage: Eukaryota; Viridiplantae; Streptophyta; Bryopsida; Funariales; Funariaceae
Biological process (GO): fatty acid metabolic process
Cellular component (GO): mitochondrion
Source: RefSeq, a predicted model, not a curated record